AAUGCUAAUGUGAACAUAUCUAGUUCUUAGUUUAAAGCUAAUUAUGAUUAAGAUGUGUGUUUUACAUCACUUUGUGUAUGAGGCGAUCAGUCGACUAUUAAAAUAAUCGUUUGUGGCAGCACUACAUGACAUGCCCGAUGUGUACGUAGCAUAAGAUGUUCAUGGAUCUAUUUGUCAGCGAGUGGAUGCAUCAGAAUGGAGCGGAGCAGGAAAGCUUUUGACCCGCCCGGCGUAGUUUCUAUGUUACAAAUACGAUUUUUUUUCAAACAACGUGCUCCUGAUUUAUAACAAUUUUAACAAAUAAUUACUCAGAAAUUCAAUUUUGAUUUAAUUCUCUAUAUAUAUAUUAUUCAUAAUCAGGAAAAUGCCACAAUAACCUGUUUAAAACACAAAAAUGUAUGUAUUUUUAUCGGAGUGGGUCUUUAACUUCUAAUGUUUUAUUUUGAAAAAUGGUUUCCAGAGGGAAACUUGUUAGAAAGCUAAGAUAAAUCUCUGUUUGUUUUCCUCCUCUGCAAGGAAGCAGAUUAUAAUCAAUGAGAAAAACAUUCAUAAUUGAAUUGAUUUCUUACAUAGCUAAGUUAUGGCUAACGUUUCCUACAGUUCUUAAAAUUGUUGUUGUUUUUUUUUCUGUAUCUGAUGUUCUGUGUGCUAUUAGUGAUGCAGCCAUUGGGGUUGUUGUGUUGCACACCUUUCCAACACUGCGAAACGAUCGCCCCGCGGAAAAGCGCCCAUGCUUGAUAUCGUAUGGUUCAUGACCAAUAUGUUUCCAGUACAGGAAAAAUCCCAGAAGAGGCCAAGGCUCUGUCUCUCUUGGCACCUGUCCCUCCUGUACCCAGUCUGAUUCCGGGCGGAGGUUUGCUGCCAAUUCCGACUCCAAGUCCCCUUCAGAAUCUAAACCUCCCCAUAGUGAAUCGUAUUUCUGCUGGUCUCAGCCCCACCUCCUCGGUGCUCGCCCAGCCGCCGCUCAUGGGAAACGUUGAUCCCUCCAAAAUCGAUGAGAUCAGGAGGACAGUUUAUGUUGGCAACUUGAACUCACAGACCACCACAGCAGACCAGCUGCUGGAGUUCUUCAAGCAGGUGGGAGAUGUAAAGUUUGUGCGGAUGGCCGGAGACGAAACCCAGCCGACGCGCUUCGCCUUCGUGGAGUUCGUGGAGCAGGACUCCGUCGCCAGAGCUCUGACCUUCAACGGAGUCAUGUUUGGAGACAGACCUCUCAAGGUAAAUCAUUCCAACAACGCCAUCGUGAAGCCGCCGGAGCUGACGCCGCAGGCCGCUGCCAAAGAGCUGGAGAGCGUGAUGAAGAGGGUGAGGGAAGCUCAGUCCACCAUCGCCGCUGCCAUAGAACCAGAAGUAAAGACGCACUCGUCCGGUCGCUCUCAGAGGCUGCGGCGCUCCCGUUCACGCUCACACUCACACUCAAGAUCACACAGAAAGAGGUCCCGAUCGAAACACCGAUCUUCACAGAGGUCGUGGCAGGGCGGGAACAGUCACAGUUCCAGAGGCGGCCACAGGCGGCGCUCUCGCUCUAAAGACAAAAGACACGCCCGAAGUCGCUCCAGAGGCCACAAAAGGAGGAGUAAAGAGCGAUCCAGGAGCCCUCGGAGGAAAGCCCGAUCCCCCUCUCCCAAACGCGGUAAGAGGGAGAAGAGGAGGGAGCGCAGCCGGGACAGGAAAGAGCGCUCCACGUCCAGGAAGAGGAGUCGCCGGGACAGCGACAGGAUGAAGAGCAGAUCCAAAACAGCCAAGGUGGAGAACUACAGCCGAGUCAGGAAAGCGUACGAGAGCGACAGAGAGGACUCCCCCUCUCACAGCGAGGACAUGACUCCGCCCCCCUGCGUCCAGCACAACGGCAGCUACAAGUCUCGGAGCGAGGACGGCUCUCUGGGCGCCGACGGCAGCAAGUGACGUCUCAAAGCCAUCGUGUGCGUAUACUAACAGAACAACCACUUCCAGCAGCUCCUCUGUCUCCACCCGAUAACGCCCUCAUUUCAUCGAAACACUGGAGAAAUCGGCAGAACUUCUGGCGCUUUCGUGAUCAGAAUCGAUCUUUUUUAGCAUGUGUGUCACUUCAGAACUGUUACAAACACACCAGAGAUCAGUAAUAAAGCUUGAUCUUUCAGACUUCGUCACACCCUUGGAGAUGUCUUCUUUCCUCUCAUCAGAGGCUCGAUCAGAUCCUAAACUCUGAGCGAAAAUGUGGCCAAAGUAAAAGCUUCAUUCCAAAUUUAAAAUUCAUCUUUUAAGGAUGUUUUACAAUAAAAUCUUCCUCCUACAAAUGAAUCCUGACUUUGUCAGUAGUUUUUAAUAUUUAUAUUUCGCAGAUUGGAAUGAAAGGCUUUUAUUUUGGUGGUUUUACACUUCCUGUAUGAAUGAAAAGUCACAUUUGUGAACUUUUGAUUCAAAUUUUUGAGCAAAUUUGAUCUUAAAAAUGUGUCAAAUGUACUUCCACACCUCUUCGCUGUUAUCUUCAUUCUUCCUCCAACGUUUGAGGCUCCUUUGCUUCACAUUACUGCAUUUCAUUUGCUUUAGGACCGGAUCUGAUAUCGUUCAUGUGGGUGUACAUAAAUCUUUCUCACGCUCAUUUCUGCUCAUGUGAAGACCACGGCAGAGAUCUGAGGACGGCGCACGCAGGACAGGUGAAAGGUCAAAAGUGCCUCGACUACGAUUGUAAAGAAGAGUGGAAUAAAAUAUUGAGACUUAUGUUGGAUGUUAAAAAACUAUGAAAGGUAUAUUAAAGUAUUGUAAGUUGUCAUUAAUAGCAGAAUAGAUUUAAGAUGGGUCUUUUUGUAAUUUUUUUAUGUUUUGUCUCCAGUGAAAACAGAUCAACUUUUUGUUUGUUUGUUUAAAUUUAUAUUUUAAAAUAAAUUUUCCGAUUUUUUUUUUAUGUUUUAGGAGGGGAAAUUGAUUAAACAUUUUAUGAAGAAACUGCUUCUAGGAAAACUGAUAGUCUGUGAAGAACUUUUAAUAUCAACAACAUAAAAGAAACCAUGUUUAAAGAUGCUUUGAGGUGGGGACCGAAACGGUUUGACAAUAUUCUUUCAGAAAACUAGAUGUAUGUGCAAAUUACAAACCUGUUUCCACAAAACCAAUAAAAACGAUUUUCUUUAA
Messenger RNA from Oryzias melastigma (Indian medaka), 3108 nucleotides. It is a transcript of the gene srek1, whose product is annotated as splicing regulatory glutamine/lysine-rich protein 1. Gene Ontology annotation, molecular function: RNA binding. The record is from RefSeq and is a predicted model, not a curated record. Bases 745 to 1905 code for a protein of 386 amino acids. NCBI's taxonomy places the organism in Eukaryota, Metazoa, Chordata, Actinopteri, Beloniformes, Adrianichthyidae. Gene Ontology annotation, cellular component: nucleoplasm. The transcript is spliced from 10 exons.